AUGGCCUCCAGAACACCCCUGCGGUCUUUCUCGAGAGCCGCCCAGCUAUUGGGCGACCGGAUACCGUGGACAUGCUCGUCUUGCAGGACUGCAAGCUUCCGGCCUCUACCUCUCCGGCGCGGAGUCGCGACAGCGACGAGUACGUUCAAGAAGCCGUACUAUGUCACAACACCAAUCUUCUACGUCAAUGCCGCGCCGCAUGUUGGUCAUUUGUAUACCAUGGUCAUCGCCGACAUCCUGAAACGCUGGCAGGUCCUCCUUGGUGACAGCGACGCCCAAUUAUUGACCGGCACUGACGAACACGGAAUGAAGAUUCAACAAGCAGCCCUCGAGGCUGGAAUGGACACCCAGGCCUUUUGCGACAUGAAUUGCCGAACCUUCGAGGCUUUGGCAAAGGCUGCCAACCUCGACCAUGAUCAUUUCAUUCGAACAACCGACCCGGAACACCGCCAGGCCGUUCAAUAUUUUUGGGAAAUGCUGGAACAUCGGGGAUAUAUCUACACCUCCAAGCACGAGGGGUGGUAUUCGGUCAGCGACGAGACAUUCUACCCGCAAACGCAGGUGCAAAACUCCCUGGAUCCGUCAACAGGUAGAAAACGUAUGGUCUCGAUUGAAACUGGAAAAGAGGUUGAAUGGUCCUCUGAAACCAACUACCACUUCCGUCUUUCAGCAUUCCAGGACCGCCUGCUCGAACUAUACAAGAGACCGGAUUCCUUCAUCACCCCUUCAACAUAUGCAAACGCCGUCAUCCAGUCGGUUUCUUCCGGGUUGCAAGACUUAUCAGUAUCUCGACCGGCGGAACGCCUGACCUGGGGCAUUCCGGUUCCCGGCGACGAUACGCAGACCAUCUAUGUGUGGUUGGAUGCGCUCGUCAAUUAUCUGACUCGAGCAGGAUACCCUUUCCCCCCGGGCAAGAGAAGACCUCUAUCUGGCCUGCAAACGUUCACGUUGUCGGAAAGGAUAUCGUUCGGUAGGUUUCACUGCGUCUAUUGGCCUGCAUUCUUGAUGGCUCUGGACCUUCCUUUGCCCCGGAACGUCCUCGUGCACGGGCACUGGACAAUGAAUCGCGAGAAAAUGUCGAAAUCUACGGGCAAUGUGGUGAACCCGUUCUUCGCGAUCGACCGAUUCGGCGUCGAUGGCAUGCGCUUCUUCCUGGCCUACCAGGGCGGUCUCGCGGACGACGCCGACUAUGACAAUUCCUUCAUCACUCGUGAUUACAAGAAAUGGCUGCAAGGGGGCAUCGGCAACCUCGCCAGCCGCACCAUUGGGUGUGCCCGGGGCAAGCUGGGCUCGUAUAUUCAAGACGCCACAUCGAACAAGAUGCCGGCCCCGACUCCAGCAGACGUAGACCACCAGAUCAUGCUGGUCACAACGCCCCCGAGGGUUGCCGAACAGAUGACCGGGCUCAACCCGCGUGCCGCGUUGCAGGAAAUUAUGAGCAUUAUUGAGAAGACCAACAAGUACUUCCACGCGGCGGAGCCGUGGAAAACACCGGACCCCCGAUGGACCCUCUACAACGUGGCGGAAUCGCUUCGCAUCGCAGGCAUCCUCCUCCAACCGUUCAUGCCGGGCAAGGCGCAGGAACUGCUUGAGCUUCUUCGCGUAGAUACCUCGAACCCGUCGAGGCGGUCCUAUGCGGCGGCGGUCUACGGCUCGGACCCGGACUACGGUCAAGAUGUCCAGAAAGGCUAUCUUUUCCUCCCCCUCCUCACUGAGGACUAG
Molecule: messenger RNA, 1722 nt
Organism: Penicillium argentinense
Lineage: Eukaryota; Fungi; Ascomycota; Eurotiomycetes; Eurotiales; Aspergillaceae
Product: methionine--tRNA ligase MSM1
Exons: 8
Coding region: 1-1722 (573 amino acids)
Biological process (GO): methionyl-tRNA aminoacylation
Molecular function (GO): methionine-tRNA ligase activity; ATP binding
Source: RefSeq, a predicted model, not a curated record